AUGAAGGAAAGUUACUUAGGAGAUGUUUUAAAAUGUGUCCAACAUGGAGGCGAUGUGGAAAAUGAGCUAAAGAAUUUCUUCACAACACAUAUUCCGUUGAGUGUCGAAAUUGUGAAAUUAAAAAUGGGAAAGGACAAUGAAGAAGUGUUUGUGAAACUGAAGAAAAAUAUGAACAAGCUAAUUAACGAAUGUUUUUUUGUCAUAUAUAAUAUUAUCAAUAGCAUACUGAGAGAUAGCAUGAGAAUUGAAAAUGUUAGAGAAGAAGAAAGGUACAACUUAAUUUACGUAUGGUUCGAUCCAAUUUGUGAAAUGAUAUCGAAGAGAAAAGAAACAACAACCUGUUUUGAAACUCCAACGAAUGGAGAUACCGAGGAAGAGAAAGAGAAAGAGGAACAAUGUGUUGUUGCCUCGUACAACUCUUUAGAUUUUCUUUUAGAUGAAGAAGAAGGAGAAGGUAUUAUAACGACUCAGAUGAAACGUUUACACCCUUCAGGUGGAGUUUAUCUGAGUGAGUGGAUAAUAUCUGGAAUUAAUAAAGCAUUCAAUAUGCUGAAUGGGGAAAAUGACAGCAUUAGUAAUAGUAGAAGCAAUACCUUUGUAGCCCUAGAGAAUUGGGCGUUCAUUCUCGAUUUGAUGAAGUUUAUAUAUGCUGAUGCGAACAUCCUAUCCAAGUAUAUAUGUGGGGGAGUGUUAAACCGAGCAGAUGGUGACGCACACCCCAGUCUGACAUAUUCGAAAAAUAAUAAUAAAUAUAUAAAGGAAAUUACGAAAAGGGAAAAUAAUAUUGAUACAGAAUUGGAAAAAUACCAUGAAGAUAUUUACAAUAUCUUUAAGGCUUAUUUUGCUUUUCCUUUUAUUCUAUUUAAGUGUAUAGUAAAUGUAGGGAUGAAAAAAGGAGAUGAUGAAAAGAGGAAAUUGUAUAUAUAUAAUCACAUUAUUCCGAAGGAAUUGAAUGAUGAAGGAUUUCACAAGCAUAUUGUGAAAACUUGUGUAUCUCAUUGGCUUCACGCAAACGAGUAUGGAGUGAACUAUGAAAGAAUGGCCCUAUUGACAAAGAGGAUAAUAGGUUGCCAUUUGGUAAAUCCAUUUUGCCACACAUUGUUGAGCGUUCUGCUGAGGGUAAGUGAAGUCGAAGAGACCCAUGACAUACCAAAAAAAUAUGACAAAAAAUAUGAAAAAAAGAAUACACACAUAUUAAUCCGUCUUAAUUACAUUUUGGAGAACCUUUUUUAUUACAUACACCUGCAUUGUCAUGGGGAACAUGCAGGAGAAAGGCUGCUAACAAGUAUUAUAAGAAGCAUGUGCCCAUUUGUGAAAAUUGUUCAAAAUGAAAAUAAACUGUCUUUAUGUUUAUUUAACAGAAACGUAGAGGAUAUUUUAAGCGUAAUUAUUAAUAUUACAUUUUUGUAUAAGUGGAACUUUUUCAUUUUGGAAAAUUUUUUUAAUGUAUUUUCACGGAAUUGCUUACCUAUAUGUUUUGCCCUCACCAUCAUUGGACUUGUGGAUAAUUUUGUCGCGUCUAAUUUUGUUCCGUCUAAUUUUGUCGCGUCUAAUUUUGUCGCGUCUAAUUUUGUUCCGUCUAAUUUUGUCUCGUCUAAUUUUGUCGCGUCUAAUUUUGUCGCGUCUAAUUUUGUCGCUCCCAAUUUUAGCCCUUUUAAGGCACUGUUCACUAAUUUCAUGGUGAAGAAAAAAAUAAUUCAUUCAAAUCAGAUGAUAAGUGAAAGAAGAAGCUAUAGAAGAAUUGUUAAUGAAUCAGGGGGUAGAGAAAAAAAUGGUUCUCCUAACAACCCCACUGCGUGGGAUACAUCUGAUGAAUACAGCAAGGUAGGAAUAAUGGCAUUCGAUUUUUUGGAAGAAAUGUUUUUCUUCGUCUUGGGACAAUUCUAUUCCUAUUCUGAAGAAAAAGGUGCGUACACAUUUAUCCCCAUCAUUUUAAGUAAAUUGCUUUACACAUUUAGUUUGAGAAUGAAAUAUAUAAAUGAAAAAAUUAUAAAAAAUUUGCACAAAUCUGAUGUGCUCUCAGAAGUCGAAUUACAUAUAUACAAAAUGAAUUCCAUUCAUAGAAUGAAAAUUUUCGAAAACGUUACUAUGUUGGUACACGAGUUUUUUAAGCGCAAGGAUGAACUGUCAUUAGUUUCAGGACAAAUAUUGGCUGAUCAUUUUAUGAUUUAUGUUGAUAGGCAAAUGUUUAGGGGUGAACAAAAGGAGGUGCAAACCAUUAUAGAAAGAAAUGAAGAGACUAAUGAUGAGACACAUCUUUUCCCCAAUUUGCAACAACCAGCAGAAUAUUUCCCUGAAGAAAUAAGAUGCUUUAAAGUUAUUAAACAAUCAGAGUUUAUGUACUUGAACGAUUUUCUUCCGAUGAAUGAUACAAAAUGGGGUUCCAAGUCAAGGAAAGUUAUGCAUACUAACUCGAUGAUUGUUAUGGGUACUGUUGCUCAAUCGAAUGGUUUUCUUGGAAUGGGUGAUCUAGAGAAAGUAGAGGAAAAUUGUACGAAAUGUGACGAACGACCCCACAGUGGGAAGGGCCAAAUGGGGGGCCAAGCGAGUGAAAAAAUGGGGGACAAGUCGAGUGAAAAAAUGGGGGACGAGUCGAGUGAAAAAAUGGGGGGCCAAGCGAGUGAAAAAAUGGGGGACAAGUCGAGUGAAAAAAUGGGGGACGAGUCGAGUGAAAAAAUGGGGGGCCAAGCGAGUGAAAAAAUGGGGGACGAAACGAGUGAAAAAAUGGGGGACGAAACGAGUGAAAAAAUGGGGGACGAAACGAGUGAAAAAAUAGUAAAGAACCGUCUGAUGAGCAUCCUUCAGAAAUGGCCUAUAGAAGAAGACAAAAAAAAAAAGGAAAACGAUAUGCUGAUGGAAAAUGCUGAUUUGGUAAUAGACAACGAUCUGUACAAUUUAGAUGAGAAGGAAUUCCUAGUUGAGCUAGAUUUGGAAAAUGAAUUUUAUCUGAACGUGGUUCGUAAUAAGAACAUGUAUACAGACCCAGCAGAAGAUUUAUUUGAAUGUUUGAAUAGAAUGAAAAGUAAAGCAAAUUAUAUAGAAAGAAAUAUAGGAGAAAUGAAUUUUGAUCCUUUGAUAUUGAACGAAAGGAAAGAAACAUAUGAUGAGGAAAAUUUUCGGAUCUGUCAAGCAGUGGUGACAUUACCUAAAUUAAUUAAAAAGGAUGAUGUAUUAACAUAUAUAUGUGUUGAAUUAUAUGAAACACUACUUUCUUUAAAGAAUUACUCUUGUAUAUUAAGUAAAGAAGAUGAUUUAUUUGCAACGAUUAAACUUUUCGAUAUGAUUCUCUUGACUAUAAAUUCUCCAGUUGAGAUAACAAAAUUUGUUUUUAAAAAUAUCUACUUGAAUAUGCAUUCAAAUAUUCAAAAGAUGUUAAUGUUGUUGUGUCUUCAGUUCUCUGUGUUGUUUCUUUCAAAUCAUAUUACCCUGCGCGAAAUUUUUCAGUAUGUGAAGAAUCUCACAGAACAGAUGAAUUUGAGCUGUCGAAUGAUGAAAAGGGGAAAGUCUUCUGGAAAUUUCUCCAACUGUUCGAAAUUGCACCAUAAAGUGGAACGAAAUGAAGAUCAUAUAACGUACAACAAAAAUAAUUUAAGUGAGAUUUCAGAAAAUUUUUACAGCCUUUUUGAAAAUCUUCCAAAGAGAAAAAGUAGCCCGUUUAAUGAUCAUAUUGCUGACGGAAGGAUACCAUUGAACAUAUGUGAUAAUUCAAAAAACAAAAGAGAAUCAAAUGACACACAUUUGGAGAAUGGGCCAACGUGCUAUUCUAUGCAUAACUAUAAUGAUCGGGUGAAAGGGGAAGGGUCAAAUGUAUGCUGUCCUAGUACAAAAAUGAAUUCGUACAAUCUUAUGUUGAACAAGUUCGAGAAAAAGAAUGAAAGAAAUGACAUUUGUGAUUUCAGAGAGAAAUGUAGAAAUACAAUGUCUGUUAGAAAUAACAAGUUUUCCAAGAGUAUCCUGAAGCACAAUGAAAAGAAAGCUAAGUUGAUGUCAAAUUUGUGUAUUUUGUUUUUCAAUAAAGCUUACAUCAAAUUGCUAAGUUUGAACAUAAAAAAAGAAGUGAGAAAUAUGGAUUAUGAUGAAUACAAGUUGAGAAAAUAUUAUUCAAAUGAUCCAUCCUUAGUAUUACUUUUAAUUUCAACAUAUAUCAUAUUUUUUAAGUGUUCAUGCAAUUCGAUUUUAUGCAUAAACGACAUUUUGACAGAUGGGUUUACCUUAACAAAUAUUUUUAUUCGAAAUAAAAAUUUUCUCGUUCGAAGAGUAAGUUUUAAAUUGUUGUUUCAUAUGAUUAAUCAUAUUUUAAAAAAAAAAAUGUUUCAUAUAUUGGAAUAUGAAAAUUACAUGAACGUCAUUUCUUACACAUUGGAAAAUAUGCUAAUGGAACAAGACGUGUUAUCCUUGAAUUUCAUGAAGUACAUCUUGGAAGUUCAUGAAUCCAUAAAGGGAGAACAAUUCAGAUGA
This is a messenger RNA of Plasmodium gonderi, 4458 nucleotides long. RefSeq lists its product as hypothetical. Lineage: Eukaryota; Apicomplexa; Aconoidasida; Haemosporida; Plasmodiidae. The coding region runs from base 1 to 4458 and encodes 1485 amino acids. The transcript has a single exon. The record is from RefSeq and is a predicted model, not a curated record.